Aedes aegypti (yellow fever mosquito) is the source of this 1485-nucleotide messenger RNA. RefSeq lists its product as uncharacterized. Bases 181 to 1338 code for a protein of 385 amino acids. The record is from RefSeq and is a predicted model, not a curated record. NCBI's taxonomy places the organism in Eukaryota, Metazoa, Arthropoda, Insecta, Diptera, Culicidae. The transcript has 2 exons.
AUUGUUUUCCUCUAAGGUUCACAACCACAUCUACACUAGGGCAGCCAUGAUAACCACUAUUCAAUCAGUUUUGCAUUCAUUGCAUCAUUCUGAAUUUAGAUCGAACACAUGCGAUGUGUGGAUCUGGUUUAGCGUGCUGUGUGUAUUUGUGAUUUUAGAUGGUUUGUUUUUGUUUUCGAAAUGGACGGGGAUUACGAAAACGAGGAGUAUCUUGACAACGAUAUCGAUAGUCCGGAGGAUUAUGGAGGAUGUUUCGAACGCGACGAACAAACCGUGGAUGCAAAUGAUUCCGGAGAACCUCGUAGCCGUGACGAACAAAUCGAUGAGCAACCCGCAGGAUUUGAGCAAACAUUUGGUUGUCCACUUAGCCCACUUUCCGUUGAAGAGGGAGACGGGCAGGAACAAAAUCUUGAGCAAUUGGUGCCUGAUGAUGCGGAAGAUAACUACGUGUUUUUCUUCAAAGGAAUUUUCAGUAGACGCCUUUUUCGUACUCAAUUACGUCCCAAGGAGUAUUGUACAAGAAAUGUGGGUGGAAAUACACCGAAAGAAGUGUUUGACUCUAUCUGGUUCGUGGCAGUAAAGCAGAUUGAACGACAAGUAAUCUUCGAUGGUGAAAAGGCAAGAUGGUCUGAUCGGGAUAAACCUGGAAUAGAUGAUAUCGAUCACUAUGUUACACUGCAGGAUCCUUCGAAGAAGAAAACUUAUUCAGUGUCUGCUGUUACUCCAAGAGUUUUGCGUACGUGGCGUGGAAAAAUUAUAAAAAAUCAUGUGUAUGUUUAUUCCACCAAUGUGGAAACGAAUGCACAAUAUCGUAUUGUGCUGCGAACAUUGAUCGCUCCGCAAAACCCAGAUCGUGCUGGUGCUGAUUCCACAAAAAAUGAUGCGGAAUUGGCUGACCAUCUGCGCAAGAUUCAUCCGGAGCUGGAGGGACACCACAGUUCAUGGCUGCUGUGGGCUAACUUUGUCCAUUCAUCAUCAGCACAUGAUCGCGAGCGGCUAAAAGAAGCGAAGGCACCUCCGUUAGAACUGGCGAAAUACUUUCGAUGGACAUCCGUUUCAGAGGCGGCCAGAUUGCAGUCAGUUCACAGAGGGAUGAGUGUCGCGCAGACGGUAAAUAGUGGAUGGGCUCGAGAAGUGACAGAACUGAAAACCGAUAUUGAUCUUGCUGUUUCAAUUCUUCUAAGAGUGUCACAAAAGAUUGAUGCGAUGAUGGCCAAGGCAACAUAUGGUUCCGAGCUUUUCGAAGUUCUAGAGUCAGUGACCCAACCGGAAGAAACGGAAUUAAGUCAUCAGCUUGCCGCCAAAGUGACGGAUUGUGCUGACAUCGACCACGCAUGAAGCAAUGCAAUCAUCAAUAAGUCUUAUUUUGUUAUUUUUUUUUAUUGUUGAUUUUAUUGAGUAGAAUAAGUAUCACAAAAAUGCAACAUGAAUUUCUUUUAAACUUCUGUUUCGUGAAACAAUAAAAACUGUUCUUGGUGUGAUGAA